Messenger RNA from Monomorium pharaonis (pharaoh ant), 19177 nucleotides. RefSeq lists its product as uncharacterized. Gene Ontology annotation, molecular function: transcription corepressor activity. Gene Ontology annotation, cellular component: transcription regulator complex; histone deacetylase complex. Bases 139 to 4977 code for a protein of 1612 amino acids. The record is from RefSeq and is a predicted model, not a curated record. NCBI's taxonomy places the organism in Eukaryota, Metazoa, Arthropoda, Insecta, Hymenoptera, Formicidae. The transcript has 19 exons. Gene Ontology annotation, biological process: regulation of transcription by RNA polymerase II; negative regulation of DNA-templated transcription.
GGAUUACGUUCGACGCGAAUUGGAUGCAGUGACGUCAUUGGGAGGCAGCUCCACGAAUGUCAGGAGGCAGCAUCAGUUGGAUAUGGCUCGUGUACUGAAGCCACAACUGCUGCCCUCUGAGCCGGCCCUUAUCUCUUCAUGGCAACAACGAGUGACAGCGGGCUAGUGGACACAGAUCCAGGUCGAGUUAGCAGCAUGACAGCCAUUAACUCGGGUCCGGUCGGAGAGGUGGGCGGCGUGAGGCUGCCACUGCAGUCAUUACAUGGAUACGGAUCUGUGUUCAUGUACUCGGCGUCGACGAGUCCCGGGGGUGGAGGAGGUCAGGGUAGCGGAGGCGGGGGUGAAGUCACCCUCCGCCUCCGCGAACCUGAGGACAUUCCCGAAGAGGUCCUCGCCCGCCUCGAGGACACCGCCACCCUCUCCAUAUCUCUUCAAAGCGAUGCAGUCCUGAGGCUAGGGGCGGCUGGCGCAGGAAAUGGAAACUUGGAGUUGUUCGAUAGUGAGAGCGGGCCGGACCUCACGCUAUCACCUCAAACCUUCACGUCAACGGCGGAGGCCUUUAUCAAUGACAAUAGCGACAGUCUCGGAGUUCCAGGAGACAACGACACCGGUAGCAGCGAGGAAUCGAGGGCCGGUGGCGGUGAUCCUGGGAAGCUGGGAGUGAAGAAAUCGAGACCGAAGGCCUCUUCGCCGAACAGGCAGGGACCACAGCAGUGUCAGGUCUGCGGGAAGGUGUUCAACAACGCAUCGGCGCUCACGAAGCACAAACUGACGCACAGCGACGAGAGGAAAUACGUGUGCACGAUGUGCGGCAAGGCGUUCAAACGGCAGGAUCACCUGAAUGGACACAUGUUGACACAUCGAAAUAAGAAGCCGUACGAGUGCAAGGCCGAAGGGUGUGGUAAAUCUUACUGUGACGCGAGAAGCUUGAGGAGGCAUACGGAGAAUCAUCAUGCCGGCAGCAAAAUCAACGAAAGCAUCAGUCCUAGCAGUCCCACGACCGGGCCUCACACGCCUAACACCCCCGGAAGCAAUCCUAGCACACCGAGCACACCUGGUGCAACCUCCACGACAAAUGGUCACGGGCACGCAGCUUUGAAGCAGCUUCUCGCCACCGAACCCGCGCAAACGCAACAGCAAAAGAGCGCCACGUCUCCCGGCGCGAGUAACGAUGGCCUCACGAAACAACAGCUGGAGCUCAUCCAGCAGAUUAUGCAGCAAACGCAACAACAGCAACAGCAGACUACCACGCAACAGCAACAACAACAGCAGCAGCAGCAGCAGCAACGGACUGCAACCCCGUCGGCAGCAGUAGCUGUACAAAUACAAAAGACACAAAAACCGUCCAUCAAAUCCACUGCGUCGCCCGGCAAUAUUUCCAACAAUUCCGUAAACGGAAAUGCGACCAGCAAUGCGAGAUCGAGUCCCAAGCCAAAGAUUUGGAAUCACUCGCAGCAACAACAGCAGCAGGCGCAGCAGCAAGCGCAGCAGCAGCAGCAGCAACAACAGCAGCAGCAGCAGCAACAACAACAACAGGUCGGCUCACCGGGAAACGGAAAUGUAGGAAAGGGCAGUCCGUCUCCCGGAAAUUCGUCUUCUCCCGGUACGGUCACCAGUUCCAACAAAUCUCAAACGGAACCGAAACCGGUGGAGUGUAAUCUGUGCCAUCGAAAAUUUAAAAACAUCCCGGCUCUUAAUGGCCAUAUGAGACUCCACGGUGGUUACUUCAAAAAGGACGCGGAGAACAAGAAGAGCGAGAAGAAAGAAGUCGUCGGACCGCCCUUGCAGACUGCGUCCGUCAGCGUGAGAGCGCUCAUCGAGGAGAAGAUCAUACAGAAGAGAACGACAGCAGUGGACGCGAAUGGCAAUCAGCAGCCACGUACAAAUGCUACUGUCUUCACCACGCAAGCCGACGCCGUCUCGCAAAUCGCCGUCAAGACGAACUUUGCGGUGCCGGCUCCGCCGCCUUUGGCGGCGGGGGAAAAGGUGCGUCGGUUUUCCGAUGGUGAACACUUCCGGCAACCCAAUAUCACCGUGGGUGGCCAUACGAUUAUGCAGAAGCAAUUGCAAGAAGCGAAAACCCAGGCUCAAGCGCAAGCGCUUGCCGACAUGAUCCUAAAGGGUGCGAAAGUGGCUGUGAAGAGAACAACUUCCGACCCGGGACAAAGAUUACACUUGACUUAUCAACAGCCCGUGCAAUCAGCGACGACCAACCAGCAACCGAACAAUCAGCAGCCGCAGGCACAACCUGCAGUAACGGAAAGCUUCACAAUGACAGGAUAUGCCGAGGAUGGAGGUUACUUCAGCCCAAGCUUGCAGGACGAGGUGUUUCAGCAGGUUACAACGGUUCCUGAUAGCGUACUUCUGCAGGCUACCCAGUUGGACUCGAUCGAGUUUCAGACCACGGCCAGUCUGCUGCAAGAACAAUCUACUACCGAACAGCUGCAGAAUAUCACACUGGGAGAUACGAGAUACGGAGUACCGAGCUCGCAGCACACGGUCAAUCCGGAUCUCCAAGCGCUGGUGAACUCGCCGUUACCCGACUCUCUGGCCGAAUUCAGUACUUACGCCGCACAGUACACGGAAAGUCCUCACACGUUGUCGACCCAGUCGCCUCUGCCGUCGCCUUUAACGCGACACGAUAGUCCGAGCUUCACAUAUCCGACGCCACCGGCUAGCCAAGAGGGCUUGCUCACCGGAAGCUUGCCAUUGCUGAGUCCCCAAGAGGAUCCGGAGAACGUACGACAUGUGUCGUCGCCGCUCUCGGCGGCGUUCUACACCAGCACGAUGUCAUCCGCUGCGGCCGUGGAGGAGGCGUUGAACGAAGUGCUGCCGGGUGAAUCCGAGGCAGAUGCGGACCUUUACGGGUCCGGUUCGCCAAAUCCGCACUCGCCACUGCCAAGCCCGUUAUCGGCGACGUCGGCGCCGUCGCCGUUGCCGCCGUCCUCCGUCUCGUCGCCGGGACCGGUCACUUUUACGAGCACAAGUUUUCCCGUGUCGCCACAUCACGCGCUGCAAAAUCAGAUGAUGCCGAACUCGGAAGACCCUCUACUCUCCUCGACCUCGAAGGACUUCGCCUCCGGUCGUAGACGAUUUGAAUUCCAAUCGUACAAGCUGAUCACAAGCCAGAAUCUAAUGGAUUUCGGAAACGGCAGCUUGGCUGGCAUUGUCGUUGACAACAACGGCGAGUUCAAACUGAUACAGACGGCGGGUUUGCAGAAGGCGAACGUGUUCGUGCAGGCGGGCUCUCUCAGUCCCGCGCUAACGUUCAAGAAAGAAAUCCGACUGGCGACACCGAAAAUCGAACCCGUGACCGUGAAUCUCGGCCUAAACGUUCAAACGACAAAUCAACAACAGUGCAACACGGGACAAUUUAAUCAGCAGCAAGUCGUCAACCCGGCCAAGUUUUUUGUUCAAACUAAUCACGCGACGAAAAACAAUAUCUUGAGACAUAAAACAACCAUUGGAAGUUUACCGAUACCCAUCGAACAGAUCAAGCAGGAGUUGAUGGACGAGGACAUAUUUCUCAGUCCUGGCAGUUUACCCGCCAGCAGCCCUGUGCGACAUUGUCGGAAGAGGCCACGCAUGGAUGGCGGCCAGUAUGCCAGCAGUUCGCAUUUUUAUCCAUCGCGAUUGCGUAAGGCCUGCGACCGCCAUUGGGACAGUAGUUACACACCACCACCGAUCUUAGACCCGUCUCGUCCCGGGCCGGGACUGUACGCGCGAUUGCAUCAGCACGAAAGAGACUCGGAUUUCAGCUCGGACGAUUCUCAAGGGAAUGACGGUCCUCCGCCAAGAAUCAACAUCGGCACAAGAUAUCAGGCCACGAUACCUCCGGUAGAUUACGACGGAGACAGAGAAAAAGACGGACCCGAAGCCGACCAUCUUUUAUGGGAUCCUGGCAUAAACAACGUGCUCACGAAUACCGAGCUGGAGAUGUACCUGCAGUUCGCGUGUUGUGCCGCGGUGCCGGGCGGUGGUAGGAACAAAGAAUACGCGCUUCAUCUGUUGCACAUGUGCAAAGGAAAUAUUCAUGAAGCGAUGGUGAAAUUGAUGAGACCAACGCCUACUCUACCAAUGGAGCAUCCUCUGCUCAGCUACGAGUGCCACGAGUCCGAUAGAUGGACGUCACACGAAAUGGACGCGUUCUAUCAAGGACUACUCAAGUACAAUAAGGACUUCUCUGCGAUUUCGCGGGAUGUCGGUGCCAAGACCGCAAAACAGUGUGUACAGUUUUACUAUCUUUGGAAGAGGCUUUGUCCUGACGAGUACAAGAGGCUACGUAUUUGUCAUGGAAAAGGGAAGAUCAAGAACGAGAUUAAAGAUAGUAAAGAUACCAAAGAGCUACGCGACGCGAUCGCAUCCGUAACGGAAAUGGACUUUAGUGACGACAAGUCAAUCCUUCAUCGUACACUGCUACAACAAUCACACGAAAGAGAAAAUUCGGCGACUCUGACUACUAGCGAAGGAGAGCUGAGGUUAUUUGCAUAUGACUGCACAGAUAGCUUUAGCGGAAGUGUAACAGUAACGAUGGCCGGAAGCACCCAAACGGCCCAAAUCGGCAAUACCGGCCACGCCACAGUCAACACCAACUCACAAACUCACACUAGUUCUGAGCAACAACUACCCGCGCCCACCCUACUUCACUACCCCUGCAAGAUUUGCGGGAAAGUUUUCAACAAAGUGAAAAGCAGAAGUGCGCACAUGAAAUCUCACAGGCCAAUCCCCUUGCCCGAUUCAACGGGUCAGGAAUCUAAGCGAUCCUCGCAACAAGCGUCAAAAGCGCAACAGCUGCAGCAACCAGUGCCGUCGCAGCAAAGCCAACAGCAGCAACAGCAACAACAACAACAACAACAACCGGACAAUGCUACGCCGCAAGCUCAAGACCAUCAACAACAACUGCCUGCGAGUAUCAAUGAUAACAACAACGCCAAAAAUACAGCACAUUUAUGCCAUAAUCCGACGAGGCCCCCAUAGAACAGGAUUCAAGUAAUUAAGCUUAAAUUACCUUAACGAAGGCUGUAAUGGUAUUGUAGGAAAGUAAUAUGGUCGCGCGUGUGGUAUUGACCAGGCUUUAAACGAUCGCAAUCGUCGCACAAUCGAAUCACAUUGCGGGAAUAUCUUUUACGAGACUUUUGCUCACAAUAGGGUGAGUAAACCUCUAAGAUAGUUUCGAAAAUGCGAAUAUCUCUUCUAUACAUAGGAAACUAAAAAGCGUGGUAAGUUUACCCAGUCAAAUGGACUAAUUGAAUUUAUGAGACUCAUAUGGAAUAUGUAUCAUGAUCGACCGUUCAGGAAGAAAAGAAAAAAACAUCUAUCGUUAAUGGAAACUAGGAAGCACGAGGAGUUGUAGAACUCGUAGAGUUUAAUGGCGCAGUGGUAUAAGAUAUUAAACUAUGCAAUCAUAAUUCGAGCUCUGUUCAACAAGGAGACAGGGUACUGAUCGUAUAAAUCACAUCUUCCUUAGCGUGGAAGACAAGAUGCCGGCAUCAGUGUAAGAAAAAAAAAACGGUCACUAUCAUUGAAAGAAGAAGCGAACGUAUAAAACUUUGCGUUUUGUUGAAGAUAGAGGGUACGCGAUCGUUUAACAUGGCCUAGAAAAAAUCAAACACAACUCGCUUUAUAGACAUGUGAAAACGUACUUUCGCCACAAUGAGUGCUAAAUCAACAAAACUGAAAGAGAUUGACGUGCAUCUACAAUAAGCGCUCCAACGAUUAAACGCGAUUUAAUGUACCUAUUUAUUAUGCACGUGAAAUGUUCCCAGAUUGUGCCACAAGACAUUACUGUUACCUGUUACCCUUCUGCAAUUUAAAAAAAAAUAUUUUAGAUUGUUUUCUUUUCCAAUUUCAACCGGGAUUAGUUUACAUGGAACUAUAUUUGGGAUUCUGACAGAAAGAAAAAUUUUUAAUUGAUUAAUUUUGUAAUUGCUUGAAAUUAUGGGAUAUUACUACUAUUUUAUUUGAAUAAAAAUUAUACAAUUAUGCUAAAAUUCAACAUUAAUAAUAUUUAAUUUGAAUAAAUAACCAUAAUAUAAUGAAAUAAACCGCAGUUUGUAAACGGAUCCCGGAUUGUAAUGUACAACUUGUUGCACGUUCGCUCUAGUUACAUUUAGUUUAAAUAUCAUUAGCAUAUCUAAAAUUUGAUGAAAAUAAGUGGGUCAUAUAUCAAGCGUAGAUUUGUUGAAACUCCUUAAUUUCUUUACCUCUGUUACUUAAUAGAUUAAUAGUAUACAAUUGAAUAAAAAUUUUAAUAUUUACAAUAUAUGAAUAUAAAUAUAUAUAUAAAUAUAAAUAUGUAUAAACACAAAUCGAUGUAAUUGAAAAGAACUCGUUUUAGUUUAGGUAAAUGAUUCUCUAGGAAGGACGUUGUUCAAGUUUUACUUCAGAGGCGUUUCCUGCGUAUCGCCGAUACUGAAUGUAAAAUAACGAUUAUACAUACGCCCAUACAUACAUAUUAUACAUACGCACACUCAACACACAGAUACAAAGAAUAGAGUACAUUUAUUAAAUAAUAUUCAAUUUCAAUGAUCAUUAAAAUAGCUAUAUGUACAUAAAAUGUGUACAUGUUUGUACAUAUAUGUCAGUGUCUGUAUGUAUAAUUAAAAUGAACUCUAUGCAAAGUAAGUAGGCUAGGUUUUAGGUUGUUUUAGGAGGGAUCUAUACAUAUAUAUGAAGAAAAAUAUAUAUACUUGGCUUCAUUUUCUACCUUACUAGAGACUACGUGGCGAGGCUCUUGUAAAAACAAUAACUGAUCGCAUGUUUCCACUCAAUCUGUAUGGAUUUUUAUUUUUUGUUCAAAAAUUGUUAUAAUGAUGUUCCUAUAUGUAAGGUGCCUUAAGCAAUCAAAAAAAUUUACUUUUCUCUGAUAUACCUCGAUGAUGCAUUGAACUAUUGAAAAUUCCCCGAUUAACAUUACAUUUAAUGUUUCUUUGAUUAGCAUUUCUUUGAUUAAAUUGACAUCUAUGAAACUAAGAAUAAAGAAAUAAAAAUGAACGAUUACAAACGUUGCAAAGUAUGUAUCUUUUUUAUGUCUUUUGCGAAAGUUAUUGUAUUUUUGAUUUUAUGAAUUUAUGUCUUCCGAUCUUUGAGCAGCACGCUUAGCUAUUCUACUUCCAAAGAGUUUAUCUUUUAUUGUGUUCAUGUAUUUAUAUAUAUAUAUAUAGGAACAUCCCUCUCACACAAUCAUUAAGUACAUUUAGAACAAAAACAGCGUGCAUUUUAUUACAACAAAUAAUAAAUGUACUAAAUUUUAUAAAGAUUAAAAUAUAUUUAUAUAUCAAGUUUCAUUUAUAUUGAAACUCUAAAUUGUUAUUCAAGAGAAUUGCCAAUCGUAGAUGCUCUGAUUCUAUCUUGAGAACAUUGUUAUUGUUAACAUUCUUCUUCUUAUUAACUUUUACCAUUGAAUGAAUCGCGCGCACACACACAAUGUACACUUUAACUUUUGAAACUUUUCUCAAGUAAACAUAAGUGACUGAGGACACUUAAAAAAUCUGCCAAGUCUUCAUAAAUAAAGAUGGCUCUAAAUCUUCCAUUUAUUUCCAAGUAAAAACUAUGAUUGUAAAUGAAAGUCUAAAUUGUCGGAAAUAAGGGAAAUACUUUCUCUUAAGACAUUAGAUAUUCAGAACUUUGUAUUUUAACAUUUAUUCUUUAGCUUUAUAUGUGUGUCUCAUUAAUCUUCUCCCCGAUUUACAAAAAUGUAAUGCAAACUAAACAUCAACAAUUCCGGCCACAACAUCUGCAUUAUCUAUUUAUUUACAGACAAGAGAUUAAUAUGAGGGGGUAUCGCCAAGGGCACUGACUUAAUAUUCACAUAAUAUUAUUCGAAAUUCAGAAUUAAUUCAUCAUUUGUACUAAAUUUACCAGCCUAUAUAAUAAAUAUACACAAUAUUAGAGGACAAUUUAUUAAUAUUUUUAUAGCAAUUAAAAUAAUGUUAUGUGCAUUUUUUUAUUUUUACAACUUUACUCGUGAUAUUUCUAAGAUUAAAUUCAGUAAAUGUUCAUGUGAUAAUUUUUAAGCCCAAUGGAAAUACUCCUUUGUAGCCAAACUAAAUGAUUCUGUAACGGCUGAGUAAUGGCCUCCAGUAUGGGGAGUAAAAGUGUAUUAUUAGAGAUCUAUAUACUAUACUAUAAGAUUCUAGAAUUUCGAAUCUUAAAGUUAGUUUAUUCAAGGAAUAAAAUUGUUAUGAAUUCCGACCACAGGCUCGGUGCAUAGGUCGAACACAACAAAAUUAGCAGACAUAUCAUUUAAGACAAUACACUUGUUACGGAAACUAAGUUUCUACUAAUAUAAUUAUUAUUGUAUGUAAUCUAACUCUUAAUCAGACUUAGAGCUUCAAGGAGAAGGUCAUAGGUAGUAAUAAAACAAAGAGAUAAUAUGUAUUGGCUGACCAAAUCCAGAAGAUAAUGUAUAAUUUAAACAGCAGUAAAUUUUUUCUACAGUCUCGUUAAAUAUAUUUUUUGUUUUAUAAAAAAUUUAAAGUAAAUACAAAUUUACACACCACAAAUUUUGUGGAAUAAGAACUGGUUAAGAUUUUUUUAAUUUAAUCAAUUUUUUUAUGUUAAGACAAACUAUAUUCUGGAUUUAGAACAGUAGCAAUACUAAACACAGUACUGGAGGCUACUUACUCAGAAUGUGGGAAAGGCAUGAAACGAAGCAAUGAAACAGUAACGAAGAUGCAUGAAUUGUACAAACGAGUCCCUCCACGUCACAGAAAAAAAUGAUAUAUCUAUAUGAAGAAUAUAUAUAUAUAACAAAAUGAUAACUAUGUGAUGUAUUUAAAUGAUAUGUGGUAUAUGGUAUUACAUAUUUGUACAUAGGCGGACCCGUGCCAUCAACUAGUGAGUUGUACCGAUAUUGUACUGCCAUAAAUCGAAUAGCGAUGACAUCGAGUGAAUGGAUCUAAACUAAUCAUCGACAAAUCUAUAUAAUAUCAUUUUUGUUUUUUGUGCUCUCGUACGUGUAUGUGAUUAGACGAUUAACUUGAAGUUACCAACUAACACUUAACUUAAUGGCUGUGCAAAUGGAGCAUUUUGCACUCAUCGACAAUUAUUAAACAAAGAAUUAUGUUGUUUCAUAUUUUACAUUUUAUUGUAUGAGCAGUUAAUUCAUAUCGAAAAUUACCGUUCUGUUAUUAUUAUAUUACUCCUGUUUAAGUUGAUGUCACAACACGUUUAGAUAUGUGCUGACGUCACAUGUUUAAUUCGUUAAAAAUAUUUAUUUACGUUUAUUUUCGAAAUCUCAUAACAAGCUGACAAAAGACAUUAAUCGUGAUUAAUUAUUUCGUGUUUAUUUCUAUUAUAGACGACUACCCUUUACUGUGUAUUACUGUACUAAUAUAUUGAUCCUGUAUUGAUGAUUAAAACGUUUACUGGUUCCCGCAUUCGCAGUUGUAAAUCAUAUUGCAAAUUCACACAUGCAUUAAAUAAUUGAAAUUACUAUUGGAGGGAAGAAAAAGCACAUAAUAAUCGAGCAAUAUGUACAAAAAAAAAAGUUAAUCUUUUUUCGGCAACAAAUACUUAUAGAUGUAUCAUCGUUUCCUAGCAUAUAGUUGCAGAAUUGUUAGUGAUGUUUUGAUAUAUUAAGUUAUUUUCAUUAUUAUCGAUAAUUUAUUUUUAUUUGGAUAAUUACUGUUAUAUAAUAACUAUUGUACUACUUCUCUUAUUUAAGUAAAUUUUGCGCAAUAUAUUUCCUACAGAAUGUUCAAUGCACGCCAUGGCUCGUACGUUGACAAAGUUCUUGAUAAUCGUUAAAUAAUUUAGUACUGAUGGAGUUUAAUAAGUUGUGGAAUAUAUUGGUACAACUCGAUGAAGAAAGUGUAGCGUGGUUAUACACCUGAGGAAUGUGCUCAAAAUAUUGUAUUAAAGAGAAAAAAAGUCUAAAUGAUCAUCAACGUUUAUGCAAAAUUACUCUUAAUAAGUGAAAAAAGUUAUUAUGGAUUAUUAAUAUCGUAAUCUAUCGUCCUCUUACCUAUUACCUACUUUAAUGUCUAUCUCUAUACACCAGCAUGGUUCUUUAUACUCUUCUAUUUGAUGUUAUACUAUUCUCUAUUAACUUUUACUACAGAAUGUAUUGUUAAUAGUGUUUUUAAUGUACUAGAACAUGGUCAGCUGUAGAGGAGCCACGCAAGUGUCACAUCGAGAUUUAUACGAGAACAGAUAUUAUAAUUAAAAAAAUAAUGGCAUGCGUUUACAUCGUAAAGUAACACGAGUUCUGAUACAAUUAUGUAAACUUACGACUUUAUAUUUUCUGUAUUACAUUAAAUACGUAAUGUUUAAUCUUUACAUAAAUUCUCUACUUGUAUCUAAGACUUAUUUCUAUUAUUAUACUCAAGCAUAUAAUUUAAUUAUCAGAUUAUAGCCUAGUUUAUAUACGAAUUAAAGUACAGGACAAGUAAAAGAUUUAUCUAAAAUAAAAAGUACACGUUCACGCAAUACAUUUCCCUUACUCGUAUAAAUUAUCGCAAUAAUUUUAAUAGAAUGAAAGAGAAUCACGUACUCAGUAGCAAUAUAUUCAAGUGGCGCGUUUGUACUAUCGUUGUUUUCCCAUCUCUCUCUGCUCAACUAGAUAUUACCUAUAAAUAUUUACCUAUACACUUAGAAUCCACAUUAUCUUAGCUAUUUGAAAUCUAAUCACUUAAUCAGAUUCUUGUCUUGCUCAAAGAGACGCGGGCUCGGACGAAGCAACACAUAAUUAUCUCUCGUAUCCGGACUGUGUAAUGAAAUCGCUCAAAAGUUGGUGCCAUAAGCAAUAUGGACAAUAUAUUAUUAAAUGUGUUAUAGUUACGCGUGGAAUAACUACAGCUGGCCGGCUAAGUUCUGCUUUAAAAAAGCUCGAUAAUAAAAUGCGUUGUGGUUCUCUUCUGCGAGUGAUCACGAGAGUUUUCAGUAUCGACUGCUUUCGGUUUUAGCGAUGCUUUUUCGUAUAAAAUUAUAUUUGUAAAAUAUAUCGAAAUUGUUUGCGCACAAUGAAGUUACCUUUAAUUUAGAUAUAACUGAUUUUAUGCGAUUGAUUACAUUGCGUAUUCGUAAGACUUUAUUUGGUCAAAAUUUUUCAAAGAAAUUUUUCACUGCAAAUGCUCUCGCAAUUGACUCUUGACGGAGAACUGCAAUGCGUUGUUUACAUAAAUUAAGCACAGUUCAGUCAAUUUCAAGUGCGAUGUGGUAUCGAGUUGCCGACAAAAGCCUAAUUUAAUCUGGAGCCUAUCAAAGUGAUAUCACUUAACGAAGCAAGAGAGAGAAAAAGACAGACCGUUAACGAAGAGGAAAGAAAAUCCCAAAGGAGGCCUCCAGAACCCCGACCCCCUCUCCCUCCUUUCAUGAAGAAGCAACUCCGCCACAUUAGUUUUCGUCGAUGAAGAAACAGCACAAACGACACGGCGAAUUAUCUGCGAAUGCGAGGAAUUCGAGAAUUCUCUCUUGCGUAAGCCUGCGAACGUAGAAACAUUUUAAUGAAAUCGCACAGAGAAUUUAUGUAACGGUAUCUCUCCGUCAAUAACUUUUAUUGUCACGAAUUCAACGAUCUGUACAAUCGAUGACUUCUCCGAUCUACCGAUUCGUUAGUCCAAUAGAUUCCUAAAUUCCGUGAGCUCGAGCUUUAAUAAGUGUUAAUUUCUUCGAUGAGCGACAUAGCUUCAGUGUAUUUGAGACAUAAAAAUAUCACUUUUGAAAGCGAACGAAUUCCAUAAAGGUACUAUUCAAUUAUUUUGUGAGAUGAUUGCGCGACGUAGAAUUUUCGAUUUCUCUUUGUCCAGGUAGAAGCUGCGUUCGCGAGUAGUCUAGUGAGGCGUUAAAAGGAGGUGGGAGAUAUAAGCGGGAAAUGGACUCGAGUCAUCGGGAAGUCCGAUUAUAGAAACUAACUGCAAAUCGAACGGCUUAGCCAGGUCAACGAGCGUUUGCGCAUCAGUAUUAUACGUUGAAGCGAUAUACUUAUAUACAUUAAACUAGUGAUUACAUUGCGCAUACAUAUAUAUAUAUACAUACCAUUUUAUUUAAUAUAUACAUAUAUAUUGAAUAUAUUGGAGAAGAAACGAUAUUAACUAUUAUACACAUACAUGCAUAUUAACUCAGAUGGUAGCGUACGUGCAUGUAUGUAUCGCUGCGUACAUACGUACACAUAUGCUCAAUAUAUAUUUAUAUAUAUAUACAAAACUGAGUAUGUGUGAUGUACAGAGAGUCAGAGAGGCCAAGUGGCCCAUACUUGCGUUAAAUGUCGAUGUUGUUCGUUAAAAAAAAGAGAGAGAAAAAAUACAGAAAUCCCACGGCUUCUUCUGAAUCGUGAGUGGCGGGACUUCGGUAUACAGAUUAAUGGCUACCACAAAGAGAAAGAAAAAGUAUAGCCACAAUACACAGUCGCAAUUGCAAAAAACGAAAAAAGAAAUGACAGAAGAGAAUGGCGGUUUAAUAACUCUAAUUUAUUGUGGGGGUACGCGCGAAUGAGAAAAAAGCGAAAUAGAAAAAUUAUCACACGAGAUGCAUCGGGAAGCAUUACUGACCGAUUUGCGCCAGUCAUUAUCGAUGAACAGCGUAAUCAAAGAGGAAACGAGAAUCAAAGGAAAUGACAAAAAUACGUUUCGCACAGAUCAAUGAUACAUGUUAAUAUAUAUAAUAUAUGUAGACGUAUAUAAGCUUUCGGCCGAUCGGAUCGCCACGGGUCGGCCUGUCCAGCGAUCCGUGUUAAAAAGAGAUUACAGAACGCAAGAGGAAAUACCGAAAAUCCUGCCUCACGACAGCAUGAGCAUUAAGUGUACCAUUAAACUCUACUACUAUGAUGGAAUAGGAAAGCAAAAAUGUUGCGUGAGUUAGUCCGCAUAUUUGCUCUGUGCGUGUGUAUGUGUGCAAAAGAGAAAUAGAGAGAAAGAACGAAAGGGAUAAGGCGAGAAGUUUUAAUACUGAAAUGUGUAAUUGAAUAAUCUAACCGUCGUUUAUAAAUGAAUAUAUAUUAAGACAAAUACUGAAUAUAUAUAAAGUAAAUAUAUAUUAUAUAUAUUAUUACUGCAUUGCAUAGAUAGUAUAUAUAUUAUAUGUACGACGACACAUACAUAUAUAUAUGACUAUUUUCUUCUAUGAAUAUUGCGUAUGUGAGAUGAGUGCUAUUUUCAUUGUACGUCGGAAGACGCACCGCGGAUCCGUAACGAGACGCGUGAUACAACACGAUCCACGUGAGAUCCUAGAUCGGAACCUUUCUAAGAUUCUUUCUCGCGAAAUCAAUUAAUUUGUCUAAUAAUCUAGUAUAAUGAAUGAUUAAGACUAUUUUAAUUAAUAUUUUAAUAGGAAAAUGUAUAGAAGGCAGUCCUUCGUAGAUUCACUACGUAACGCUGUACUUCAUUCAACUAUAACGUACGUCCUCAAAAGAACUCAUUGUCGCCUCAUACAUCUUCCGAAAGUUUGGAUCGAUUUGGCGAAUACGUUACACUAUCGCGAGAUCAUUGCUCUUCGAUAUCUUUAAUAUCUAUGUUGUCCCCCGCGGCGCGUCUUGCGCCAGCUAUCUCAACACCGAGCUAUACCAAAAAGCAAAUUAAUAACAAAAAAAGACAUGUAUGAUGUGUAAGCCAAGUGCCUUGUGUUCUGGUAACUAAUCGUUGACUUUUAACUACGAUAUUAGGGGAAGUGAAAACGAGAGCGAGAAAGAUGAAAAAGCGACGGAUGAAGAACCUGUCAAUAUCAGCUUACGCAAAUGUAAGCGUGUUUUUGGUGGGAGACGAGAAAGGAAUUUCUUUAUUUUUAAUCGAAAAUAGAGAAAAAGAAAAGAACAAGCGAUACUGAUUAUCCCAUCCGUUCGAUUUCCGCGAAGUACUCUGCGUUGCAAAUUCAGCGAAUCUAAUAAAAUUAAACAAAUUGUAUUUGGAAAAUGUUAAUUAUUUUGCAAUAUUUUGUGAAAAAAGGGAUUGAUUGCGUUGUAACUUACUUCAAUUUACACACAAAAUUCAAAUCUGUAACACGAUAUCGAUUUAAUCAUAUUAUCGUGUUCUUUUCUAAUUGCUAAUCAUUUGGGAAACAAAGUUAAUUUGUAAUUAAUUUCAUAUUUAUGGAAAGUACUGCCUUCUAGUAGAUUCUCGUUAUCAACUAUGAUCAACUAACAUGCUGAUAUUGUGCCAAAAGAAACUGACGAUAGCCAACACGCGUACCUGGUUCCGCAAGUUAAAUCUUCAAACAAAUGUUCGAUUCUACUAAUUAAGUUUUUCGCUUUCCUCACUGCCUAUGCCCGUCAGAUCUUGUACAAUACAAUUCUUCGAUUAAUAAAAUUAUCUCGAUGAUUUUGCAACGCAUUUGCGGGAUAUUAAAGUUACUGAAAUUAAAUUUCCACUUCCACCUUCCACAAAAAGCCCAGGCAAUAAUUUUAGAGAAACCAAUGUCUACCCCACCUUGUUUUCAUUAAGAAAUUGUAAAAAAAAAAUAUCUAAAUCCAUACAAUCUAGGAGGGGCACCUGCAAUCUCAUUUAGCUUUGAUAAUUUCCGUGAUGUUAAUAACGCGAUACUCAAUAAUAGUAAUCAGCAUACAUAUUAUCAACAUGUAACAAUUGUAUAAGUGCAAAUAAAUAUUACAAAUUUUUACUAACAAUUUGAUGAAAUUUUAAUAAAACAGAAAUAUUGGAGAAUAUGUUAAUUCCUAUAUGGAGAAUAUAUUAUAAUAAAUUUUGAAAUAAAAUAUCUUAGAGCGAUAAAAAUGGCCUUAAGAUAAAUCAAUGUCGAAGACAUUAAUCGCGCAUAUAUCCUUCCACUGAAAAUUUAAUCACGGAAAUGACAUAAGCGAGAUGAGAAUAUUUGGCGGUGUGUUACCGGGAUAUAAUAUGCGUGCGAAUUUAACAACGGGACAAGUAAGGAGUACCUAUUAUCCUAACAACGGUUGUUAGUAGAGAUACUUCUGCCGUAGUACAGCCAAGGCUCCUGUAUGGGGUCACUUUCAUUCGAAGUGGGCACUGUUUGGUGUUGUGAUAAGGGGCAAAGUGGUAGAGCAACAACAAAAAAAAGAUAUAGUCGCGAGUGUUACGUGCGAAUGGGACGAGACAGCCGAGCGAGAUCGAAUGCGUGUGCGUUUCUUUCCAGCGAUUCUACACUUAACUUAUCUCUCAAACUGUAAAACGCUAGCUAUGUCUACAAGGAAUUGAUGUAAAUAGUAGAUUUCGAUAGAUAGCAAAAGUGUCGUGGCCGAGGGAGCUUUGCAUCCAUGACGCACGAGGAAACCGUUUCGCAAACAUAUUUAUCGAUUGAUAACAAACUAAUUCGCAAGUGGUCGCAUUAUUGUGAUUUUAAGUUCCUUCAAUGACGUGCGAUUAUCGUUGCAGAUACCGGUAAUCGCGAAAUGUUUACAAGAGAAACGAUGUAAGCCCCAAAUUGCAAAAAAAUUACGAGAUAGAAAAGAAUUUCUCCCAGUCCGAGAUAGUUAUCUGAGGUAUUUUUACAAAAAAUUAGUUUCCCGUCAGAAAUAACGAGAUAAUAAUUAAUGCGUAUAGAAGCUCGUGCCAAAAGCUCAGUUUUAUAUGCAUGAAGGUGCUAAUACCGUCUCUUGUAAAUAAUAUGCAAAUUAAUAAUCAAAUAAUUGAUCGGCGAACACUGGUGAGAUUCUCGAUUGACGCCCUGCGGCAUUUCGCCUCAUGGAUGCAUUGAUGUGGAUGGAAAAGACCCUAAGCAGACAAUCCUCCGUUAAUUAGUCCUUUAAAUGCGAGUUGUGCCACUGAUCGCGGGUGUGAAUGCUUACGGAAAGUAUUAAUUUAUAAGAUGCAGGUGUAGAGAAGGCCCUGAACAUGUUAGAUUCCAUCAUAAAAUGAUGUUUUUUCGUCUAGAUAGAGUAUAACGUGGAACCUUUGUCGCACGGGCGAUAGUGGAUACGAGCGUAGAUGCAUAUCGUGCAUUAUGCAAUGCGACAAUCGCGUGUGUCAACCAGCGUAACGAAAAUCAAUGCAGUCUCACAAUCUCUCUCAGCAAACACUUCGAAGCGUAAUCGCGUUUUAAAUUUCUAUACGACCUAUAUGCAGCUACUCCUCUAUUCAUGAGCAUUGCGAGAUAUGUGGAAUUGUAUAAGAUUACAUAUAUGUAAUUUGUCUCAAUAGAUCAGCGCUGGUAUCCACGUCCGCUCGUUUGUGUUGCUCUUGUAUUGUUAACGAUUACUAUACCUUCUUCCUAAAUGAUCUCCUGUGCAAUCGGUGCUGUAACGAAGAUUCAGUUGUACGAGCGUUGAUUAACGUUCACAAAGAUGCUUUAUAUGUAUAACUUGCGCAAUUAUAUCGGGAAACACUGUUACGAGGCAUUUUUAACGUCGUUCGAUGAGGCGAGAUCGCGGCGAUUCGCAGAGCGGUGUGAGCCAAUUUGUCGCGAAGUCCUAACACACAAAGCGGCGCCAGUACUUUCCGAUUAAAUUGUCGCUAAUUAGUCGCAACCGCGAGUACAGCGAGUCUAAUUUUAUUGUAUGUUAAAUGUGACAACCCGUAAUUAUUGUUAUCGUUAUCACUGCGGUGGCUCCCAAACGUAUGACGACGUGUCUCGAUGUAUUGAGACCACUGUGACUAAAGCUGUGACGAUGAUUUUCACGGUAUCGAAUUUGCGUACUUAUUAUCCGCUCCCCUUGUAUCUCGCGAAGAUUUGGCGAUAAAUAAAUAAAGAUGUGUUUAAGAAAAUUACCAAAGCGAAAAUUACGAUCAAGGGAUACGCUUUCUCACGAACUCAACGAUGCUCAUCUCUUACUACUACACCAAACUAUCAAACUUUUGUUACAAUCAACAAUCAAACGGCACGUUGCCGAAAAAUAAAACUGUAUUAAGUCGGACAUUACGAACGAGUCGACAUCGCUUCAAGCGUCAUGCUCUCGCGUUUUAAAGUCUUACAGCUACGGAUUGAUAAAUCGUGAAGAAGAUCUACCUCCCUCGAUCGUAUACCGAUAAGAUCGUUCUCGCAGGAGCGUUCUCGACGAAAGCGAGAAAGACGCUCAACAAUAAUCAUUGUGCCAAAUUCAUCAAGUAAUCAAACUACUCAAUCAAAAAUUUCGAGGUAGCGAGAACCGGGUUAAAAAUCGUAAAUUUACUGCAGCAAAAAGAAUGUAAAGAAACGGAAGAAGAAGCGAAAAUCAAAUUGGUAUACGUUAUUCACAAAUCGAACGAGCCGAGUGACAAGAAAGAGUUAAUCUUAUUCUCCGCGAAAUGAAAAAUAUGAAAAACUAUCGUAGACCGUUUGCUCUCGAAUUGUUUAAUUAAAGAAUUCUUUGUGCUUCUGCGUAGCAAUUGCGCAAAGAGAUAUCUCAAGUUCAAGUUGAAUAUGCGAGGAGAAUGGAAGAUAAAUCUCCUUUGUGUUUACUCGUUUCACUUGCUCGACAUCGUUCGUUCACCCGGCUCGCCGAGAACCUUUCGCGAACUUUCUCGCUCCUCAGCCACCGACCCUUUCUAAGAUUUAAAUACUUUUUAAGCGAGAAGAGAGGAUAGAGAGGCGCCUCGUGGCCCGCAGCGGCGAACGUGUAGUAUGCAAUAAUAACAUGUAUAAAGAGCAUGGAUUUUAUAUGUGUCGUACUCGUACAUGGGAGAAAAGCACCCUCACCUCCCCGAUCCUUCUCACUUCUGAUAUUGAUCAAUUGAACAACCCGUUACGAGCUAAUAUCGUGCUUGUGACAUACAACUACCCUCGAGAGUCGCUCUUACGAUUUAUUGAAAUCAUUCUUGACAAUUAAAAGGAUGAGGAAUCGAUCUCUUGAGAAUAUUCAGAACAAUCCUAUUAAAAAUGCAUACUGUGUAUUCACUCUAAAUCUGAUGAAUGUAUCUUCACAUAAAAUGUUGUUUGUUAAUGGUAUAACAUAACGUUACAUUAUCUCUGUUACAAAAUUAAAUUAAAUUCGGCGAUGAACUCUCGAGGUGGUUUCACGAGGAGGAAGCGCGUCGAACUUUUUCCAUUCGCGCGUUUCCGCACAUCAAGUGCUGUUAACGAUGAUCAACGGGUGUCGCACGACAUGUGUCGCAUUGAAAUACAAGAAAUCACGGGCUCCGAAUGAAGAACGGAUCUAUCAGAGAAUUUAACGUCUCGCUCGCGUGUGUCCGCGACGGCGAUGUCUCGCUAGGAUUCUUCGUGUAUCUUUAAGUAGCUCAUUAAGUGGAAGCAGUAUUAAGAAUCAUUAGCAGUGGUGAAGAGCCAUAGGUCCGUGUUCUCACGCUUAUUUAGCGCAUUUAAUGCCAAACGUAGCUGCCCGGCUACGAGCUCUAUUUCUGUACAGAGAUCGUGACUACGUGACGAGAAAUGGAUACGUGCAUUUAGCGCCAAAAAUGCGCGACAACGAUACGAUAUACACUAUAAAAUACGUGCCAUUAAUCGUGAAACACAUGAGCGAUCGCGGAACUCGACGAGAUGUCGAAGAGCAUUGUUAAAAACGUCAAUAGCUUCGAAAGGGGCUACGGGCUGAUUUUACCGUGAGAACAAUUAAUUUUAAUCUGUAUUAAUCUCUCUUUAAUGUGCUCUGUGUCUUUCGCUUUUUCAGAAAUAAAAAGAGGUAUUAUCAAUCUACGAUUAAAACUAAUUGGCGGUAAAGCCAGCCAUAAAGUACCCCUUGCGUUCAAGAUCUGCGGACGAGAUCCGAACAUAAACAGAUUCAAUCUGAUUGCAUCCGCUCGAUGGGCUGGACGGAUUUUUACUUAAAGACAAACGCUAAUUAUUCCCCCUUGACUCUCUGGUCGUCAUCCUUCCGCCGUAUAAGAUAUACAUAAUAUAAAUGUGUAUAUAUUUAUUAUUGUCAAAGGUGUCCGCGCAUAUUUUUAUGUAUGUCAAGAAUGAAGUCUCGCAAUCUGUACAGGUCGAUCGAUGUGUCGCUAUCGAUGUCCUUUUGUAUAUAAAACUGUGAAAGAGAGUACCGUCUUGUCCUUCUCUGUCAACUAUAAGCGCGUACGUCCAGCCCUACAGCAGAAAGAGAGAAGAGCUUCCUAAAUAUUACUUAAUUCUUGUAUUAUUUGCUUUCCUUCCUACGCGUCUAUUUUCACGCACGUCGUCCUUUGAAAUGCGAAAAGUGAUACAGGUGGAAAACACCGUCAAAGGGUUAAUAUCGCGUUGUACAAGUGAGUGGGAGAACAGGAGAGAAAGGGGAGAGCGAGAGAAAUCGAAAAACCAACAUGAAGGAAACGGAGGAGGAGGGCGAGAUACGGACGUUUGACAUAUCAAAAUGAGUCUUCUUGAUAACCACAUAGCAAUACCUCUCCGCUCAAUAAUAGAAACA